Messenger RNA from Homarus americanus (American lobster), 717 nucleotides. Its product is annotated as basic salivary proline-rich protein 1-like. The transcript has a single exon. Bases 1 to 717 code for a protein of 238 amino acids. Lineage: Eukaryota; Metazoa; Arthropoda; Malacostraca; Decapoda; Nephropidae. The record is from RefSeq and is a predicted model, not a curated record.
AUGAGCUCUUGUAGGGAUCCUCCCAGGGACAGGAGUUCUCCCAGGGCCCGUGCCAUGGGCGGUGGCACCCCUACAGGCUCAUCUAGGGACAUUGGCCCUCUCAGGGGCUCUCCCAGGAACAGCAGCGCCCGCGGGGACCGAGCCAAGGGCGGUAGCGCAAGCCAGGACGCUUCCAAGGACAAGGACGCUCCCAGGGGCCCUCCCAGAGAUGGCGGUGCCCCCAUUGACUCUCCCAGUGACAGCAGCGCCCCAGGGGCCCUCCCAUGGACGACGGCACACCCAGGGGCCCUGCAACAGGCGGUGGUGCCCCCAGGGACCUUGCCAGAGGCAGUGGCGUCCUCAAGGGCCUUGCCAGAGGCAGUGGCGCCUUCAGGGGCCUUGCCAGUGGUGCUGGCGCCCCCAAGUUCUCUCCCUGGGACAGUGGCCUUCCAAGGGGUCCUCCCAGAAACGGCAGCACUCCCAGGGGCUUGGCCAAGGGCAGUGGCGCGUUCCCAGGGGCUCUGCCAGCGACAGCGGCGCUCACAUAGGUUCUCCCAAGGACAUUGGUGCUCCCAGGGUCUUGCCAGGGACGGUGGAGAACCCAGGGGCCCUCCCAGGGAAAGCGUUGCACCCAAGGGCCCUCUCCAGGAUGGUAGCCAGGGAGAGCAGAGCUCCCAGGGCUGGCGCCGACCCCAGGGACCGUACCAAGGGUCCCGGUGGGCCCUACGACAUGCUUAA